GGGGUCAGCGGAUGUUGAACCUCAUAGUGCAAAGUGGUUGCAGACUUCAAUUGCUACAGAGCUCCAAACUUGAUAUGACCUUCAGAUUAGUCCAAGUACAGAACGCAGAGAACUUGGAAUGGGUUUCCAUGGCCGAGCAGCUGCAUCCAAGCCACACAUCACCAAGCGCAAUGCAAUGCCCCAAAACAGUGGGGGGAGGGGCCAUGCAACACACGAUGAGUGACAUUCCUCUUGGUGAUGUCACUCUUGGUGAUGUCACACAUGAUGAGGGACAUUACCAAGUGUGACAUCAUCAUCGAGAGGACUUUGCCUGGGCAUGUCUCCGCCCAGGCCUUUGAUCUUCAUGGGGGAAAGGCUUAGAGUAUGAUGUCACACAUGUUUUUGCCUUAUAGGACCCUCAACUAAUUCUGUUUCAUUGCCCGUUUGGUUCCUACCAGAGAGCAUACGUUCUGUUCCCCAGCUACGAAAACCUUGCAAUCUCGUCAGGUACCUUCGAGCUACUGAGGAACACGCAGUUUUUUUCUACGUUACAAAAACUGCAUCUACAUUCUUUAUCAUCCACGAGAACAUUUUAAAGAUUUUCUUAGUUAUCCUGAAAAUCAAUAUUUAAAAUGUUCCCUCGCCAUUUUGGAAAUUCUGGUGUUGAGGAGAGCUGCCUCACACAGAACCUUUCCAAACUUCAGAAAAGAGUCCAGGAAAACGUCUUGCUGACCAACCAGCUGCAAACCCUCGCCGCUGAGCUGGAAGGCAAGAAAAAUCUGAGAGAGACCUUCUCUGGACUCUGCCAGGCAAAGAAAUCGGCCGCCACACUUACAAAGAAGCUGGAAAAGGACUUGCAACGUGUCAACAAGAAAAUCCAGGAGCAAAAACCCCUGGAGGACCGUUGCAAGAACCAACAGGAAAAAGUCAACCUCCUGACAGAGACCAACACCACCCUCAAAGAAACUCUAAAGGAACUCCAGGCCAGAGUUCGGGAUACUAAAGAGUUAUCCACCGAGUUAAUCCAAGUCAAACUCACCGCCAAAGCUCUCAGUCAGGAGAACAGUGAGCUACUGAAAGAGGUUCACAGGGUCCAAACCACCCUUGUGGCCCUUGAACCUCUGGAACUUCAGCUCAAAGACGAGAAGAAUCGCCUCCAAACACUGCAGGACAAAAACACUGCCCUCCAGAACCAGCUCAAAGACCUCCAAAGCCAUCGUGAGGAGGAGGCAGCAACAAAACAACGUCACGCCUCCAUCCUCAUCCAAACCAAGUCUCUGGAAGAGGAGAACUCUAGCCUUGAUACUGAAAUUAUCCAGCUCACUGUGCAGUGUGAGGAGGCAAAACUUUGGGUUCAGCAGCACCAGGACAUUACCAUCAACCUUAAUGGACUGAGACAAAACAACGCUGAACUCUUGAAAACACUGGAAAAUCUGAAAAAAGAGCAGGAACAACUUAUCCAGUCAGAACAAGAAUACCUUCAAGCCAAAUCAUACAUUCUAACGUUGAAACAAGAAAAUGAACGUUUCACCAAAGAAGUCAAAGACCAUCAGGAGAACCUCAAAAAUCUCCAAGAUUUAAAAGAAACAUUUGCUGCAUUGAAAGCUGAACAACAAACGGUCUCAACCCAAAACAGAGUCCUCACCUCGGAGUUCUCAACUCUAAAAGUAAAGCUACACAAGGAAAGGGCACGCAUCCGCAAAAACCUUGGUGUGUCUCCAGAUGAGUUGGAACAGAAGUACAAAGAAGAAUCGGAUUUGUUCCAGUCUCUGCAGAAAGAAAAUGCCAACCUGAAAGAAAAGUUGACAGAGCUGGAGAAAAAGAAUGAGAAAGACUCUGACAUGAUGCUUCAGUAUUCCUCUUUGCAGGCUGAGAAAAAGGCUGUGGAGAGUGAAUACAAAACAAUAAAGCAGCAGAUCAGAGUUCUUUCACAGCAAUGUGAGGACUUCAGGCCAAUGACGGAAAAAUUCAAUGAAACCACAGAGUCCAUCAGCAAAGUCCAAGAAAUCAAUAAAUCCCUUUUGGAGGAACGCACAAAUCUGGAAAUCAUGAAAGAACAAUUAGAAGGAUUGGCCACAGAAUAUCCACAAAUGGAGACCAGCAUUGCAGAAUUGAAGAAACAAAAUUUUAACCUCACCAAAGAUUUAGAAAAGAUCAAUUCAGAAAUUCUGGGCCAAAAACACCUGGAGGUCAAAUAUGAAGCUGCAAAAAACGAACACGAAGCACUUCUGGCUGAAAAUGCAGUUCUAAAAGCCAAAGCCUCAAAGUCUGCACAAGAACCACAAAACGCUGCUUUGAGGCGCCCUCUUCGGACUCCAGCCAGAGCUGCUCCAGGAGAGCUUCCUGCUCUAAACCAACCAAGUCAGCCUGUGUUGGAGGAAACCUCUGAAAUCACACAAAGAACUAGCAGGUUCCAACAAUACAGAGCUGCACUUGAACAGCAUCAGGGUGCCUUACCAAAAAGGGUUCCUGGUUCCCGACGGGUCUAGGACCUUAAGAAGCUAAAUUUAGGCAACCCUGAAUAAAAAAAAAAA
Messenger RNA from Oryzias latipes (Japanese medaka), 2513 nucleotides. RefSeq lists its product as uncharacterized. Lineage: Eukaryota; Metazoa; Chordata; Actinopteri; Beloniformes; Adrianichthyidae. The record is from RefSeq and is a predicted model, not a curated record.